Messenger RNA from Leptopilina boulardi, 2425 nucleotides. It is a transcript of the gene MICU3, whose product is annotated as calcium uptake protein 3, mitochondrial. Gene Ontology annotation, biological process: calcium import into the mitochondrion; mitochondrial calcium ion homeostasis. Lineage: Eukaryota; Metazoa; Arthropoda; Insecta; Hymenoptera; Figitidae. Bases 37 to 1530 code for a protein of 497 amino acids. The record is from RefSeq and is a predicted model, not a curated record. The transcript is spliced from 12 exons. Gene Ontology annotation, molecular function: calcium ion binding. Gene Ontology annotation, cellular component: uniplex complex.
GCGCAGGUUUAGUCUCCAGGACGUCAUCAAACAAAUAUGGCGAGUCUCACAAGUUUAUCAAGAAAAUUCUUACUAUUUUCACGAAAUUUUCGUAAUGUCGCGCGUUCCUAUUAUAAAUUAUCGAGUGACAGUGCAUUUGAUAAAAUUAAAACAAGUGUCAGAUGGUUUGUAACCGGUUCAAUAGCUUUUGUAAUUGAGCACAAGUACAGUUUAGGCGCCACAGUAUAUGCCCUCAAAUCACGAAAGAAUGAAGAAAAUAUUCAAAAAGCUGUACGACUCACUCAAAGGGAGAGAAGAUUUAUAAAAUUUGCAUCCGUUGAAUUUGAUGGGCAACUCUAUAUGACGCCACAAGAUUUUUUGGACAGUGUCGUCGAAUCACAACCAAGACCUAGACUAAAAAGACGAAUUUUAUCUGAGAAUGAAUUAGAUGCCAUUAAAAAAUCAACCCCUUCACUUCGCCAAGGAAAUUCGCACAUGUUUCGUGAUCUUCGAGACAAAGGAAUAAUAUCCUAUACAGAGUACCUGUUCUUGUUGUCUAUUUUAACGAAGCCCCAAACUGGUUUUCGCAUUGCUUUUAACAUGUUCGAUACUGACGGAAACGAGAGAGUCGAUAAGACUGAAUUCCUUGUUAUUCGACGAUUGUUCGGCGGAAGUCUAAAGGAGAGAGAACUUGAUGAUCUUACAAAAUUUGCAUUACAAAAAUUGAUCGCACCAGGCGAAGAGGUUCUGAAUACAAAAAUAAAACUCCGUGAAUUUCAUCAUGACUCUCAAAGUGAAAACAACCAAUUUUUUAUGGAGAAAAUUUUUAGUCACGCGUGGAGAGGACGUCGAGGAGAGGAAAUAAAAGAAGGAUUAAAUCAAUUAACAAUGAAAGAAGCAACCGUUGAAGAAAUUCAGGGACAAUUUAUCGAUGAUGAUCAAGGUUUGCAACGACGUCACAUGGUGGAUACGAGUCUAAUGAUACAUUUUUUUGGACAAAAUGGUAAAAAUGAAUUAAAAUACGAUGGCUUUCGGCGUUUUAUGGAAAAUUUACAACAUGAAGUUUUAGAAUUAGAAUUCCAUGAAUUUAGUAAAGGUCACGAUACAAUAUCAGAAUUAGAUUUUGCCAAGAUAUUAUUAAGAUACACUCUAUUGGAUGCAGAUGAAUAUGACAAAUAUUUAGACAGAUUACUAGAUCGCACAAAUAAUACAAUAGGAAUAACUUUUAAAGAAUUUCAAAUAUUUUAUCAAUUUUUAAACAAUCUUGAUGAUUUUGCUAUUGCAAUGAGAAUGUAUACAUUAGCAGAUCAUCCUAUCUCUAAAGAUGAAUUUUCGAGGGCUGUGAAAAUUUGUACGGGUACUCAAUUAUCUUCACAUAUUAUUGAAACAGUAUUUGCAAUUUUUGAUGUCGAUGGAGAUGGCCAAUUAUCUUAUAAAGAAUUUAUUGCAAUAAUGAAGGACCGACUUCACCGAGGUUUUAAAUCUCAAUCAAAGAAUGAAGGAUGGGACGCAUUUAAAUUCUGUAUAAAACAAGAAAUGAAAGCGCCUUAAGUUUAUAACAGUUCUUCCUCUUUGAAUUUACUGAUUUUCAACGUUGCCGAUAAAACCUCUAUAAUUACUAAGAAUUUUUAUAAAUUUUACAAUAAUUUUAAUGAAAAUUGAUUUAAAUGCAUUUAAAUAAUGUUAACUUAACUUAUGUUAUCAAAAGAGUUUAUAUAGAGUUAUACGAGAUUAAUUUAUACCACGUGCGUGUAAUUGUGUAUAGUAGGAAAAUUUUUUAUUUAUCUUAAAACCGAUUUAUGUGAUAAAAAAAGCAGAGAACUAAAUAAUUUUCUAUAUAGAAAUUUUAAUAUAACAAAAUCACUUAUUUUAACCAUCUUAUUUAUUUUUAUUUAUUUUAAGUUAGCAUUAAUUUCAAAAUAUAUACUUGCUUUUUUGCAUUAAAACUUUUAGUUUCAUAAUGACAUUUUUUAAAUAAUUAAUACUGAAUUUUUUAAAUUAAUUUUUAAUUAUAUAGAGAUAAGAAAAAUUUAAUGAUUCCUCGUUAUAACAAAUAAGUUAAUACUUUGACUAUGUAAAUAAAAUUCAACGAAUAAAAUAAUUUACAAUAAUUAUAUUUAUAUAAAGAAAACGCACAAGAAAUCUCAUAAUAUAUUGCGCAAAGUGAGCACAGAAUUGUUACCAUUUCAUAGUAUAUAUCUCUUUAUCUGUUAAAAAUUAUUUAUGAAAUAUUUUACUAGAGAGAAAUAAUAACUUGUUAUAUUUGUCUUUAGUCUUCCUAUAUUUAUAAUUCAAUUUGUCAAUAUUUUAAACUACUAUAUGUAAAUAAAUAAUUAAAAUAUUGUAUUUAUAUAAAAAAAAAACUUCUAAUAUAUUGUAAAUCAACUAUUAUUUAUUGUUACAAAUUAAAAAUUACCUUUAUAUAAUACUCAAAUGAUAUUGUAUA